Messenger RNA from Balaenoptera acutorostrata (minke whale), 3516 nucleotides. It is a transcript of the gene NET1, whose product is annotated as neuroepithelial cell transforming 1. Gene Ontology annotation, molecular function: guanyl-nucleotide exchange factor activity. The record is from RefSeq and is a predicted model, not a curated record. Lineage: Eukaryota; Metazoa; Chordata; Mammalia; Artiodactyla; Balaenopteridae. The transcript has 12 exons. Gene Ontology annotation, biological process: intracellular signal transduction; positive regulation of Rho protein signal transduction. The coding region runs from base 136 to 1926 and encodes 596 amino acids.
AAGAUGGCGAUGGCUGAGGCGGCGGUGGCGGCGCCCUCCUGACAGGAACCCUUCUCCGGGCCGAAGCGGCCGGGCGCCGUGCGGCUCCCAGCGGGCCUCCCGGGCACCCGGCCACCGCGCCGCCCCCUCCACGCCAUGGAGCCCGAGCUGGCGGCCCAGGAGCAGAGCCGGCCGCGGAGGCGAAGCCGCCGGGCCUCGGGACUCAGCGGGGGCGGCGCCGCAGAGCCUUCGGCCGACACCCCCGGACUGGGGCCAGACGGCAGAUAUUCCCUUCAGAGAGGUAGCUCCUUCACAUUUUUAACACCUGGCCCCCAUUGGGACUUCACUUUGAAAAGAAAACGAAGAGCAAAAGAUGAUGAUGUCAUAAGCCUUAGCAGCCUUGAUCUGAAGGAGCCAAGCAAUAAAAGAGUUCGACCUCUAGCUCGGGUCACAUCCUUGGCAAAUUUAAUCUCUCCUGUAAGAAAUGGAGCCGUCAGACGAUUUGGUCAAACCAUACAGUCAUUUACCCUUCGUGGUGACAACAGAUCCCCCGCUUCUGCCCAGAAGUUAUCCAGCAGAUCGACAGUCCCGGCGCCCGCCAAAAGGAGAAGCAGUGCCCUGUGGUCAGAGAUGUUAGACGUCAGCAUGAAGCAGUCUUUAACCUCCAGAGAGAUCAAACGUCAGGAGGCAAUAUAUGAAAUGUCCCGAGGUGAACAGGAUUUAAUUGAGGAUCUCAAGCUUGCAAGAAAGGCCUACCAUGACCCCAUGUUAAAGUUGUCUAUUAUGUCAGAAGAGGAACUCACACAGAUAUUUGGUGAUUUGGACGCUUAUAUACCCCUGCAUGAAGAUUUGUUGGCAAGAAUAGGAGAAGCAACCAAGCCUGGUGGAACAGUAGAGCAGAUUGGUCACAUUCUUGUGAACUGGUUGCCAGGCUUGAAUGCCUACAAAGGCUACUGCAGUAACCAGCUGGCAGCCAAAGCUCUUCUUGAUCAAAAGAAACAGGAUCCAAGAGUCCAAGACUUCCUCCAGCGAUGUCUUGAGUCUCCCUUCAGUCGAAAACUAGAUCUUUGGAGCUUCCUAGAUAUUCCUCGAAGCCGCCUUGUUAAAUACCCUUUACUGUUGAAAGAAAUUCUUAGACACACUCCAAAAGACCACUCUGAUGUUCAGCUUCUGGAGGAAGCUAUAUUGAUAAUACAAGGAGUUCUCUCUGAUAUCAACUUGAAGAAAGGUGAAUCGGAAUGCCAGUAUUACAUUGACAAGCUGGAGUAUCUGGAUGAAAAGCAGAAGGACCCUAGAAUUGAAGCAAGCAAAGUAUUGCUUUGCCAUGGGGAACUGAAAAAUAAAAAUGGACAUAAACUCUACAUUUUCCUGUUUCAAGACAUCUUGGUUUUGACUCGGCCUGUUACACGAAACGAGCGUCACUCCUACCAGGUUUACCGGCAGCCAAUCCCAAUCCAGGAGCUGGUCUUGGAAGACCUGCAGGAUGGAGACGUGAGGAUGGGAGGGUCCUUUCGAGGGGCUUUCAGCAAUUCAGAUAAAGCUAAAAAUAUCUUUCGAGUUCGCUUCCAAGACCCCUCUCCAGGCCAGUCCCACACUCUACAAGCCAAUGAUGUGUUCCACAAGCAGCAGUGGUUCAAUUGUAUCCGAGCUGCCAUGGCCCCUUCCCGGCAGGCCACCAGCCCCUCCGAGCUGCAGGGCUUGCUGGAGCCCCACGAGGAGUACGGAGAGAACUGCCCCCCUGCCAGCAAUGCCAGGGCCCAGAGACGGGCGUCCACGGCAUCCAGCGUGACUCAGGUGGAAGUUGAUGGAGAUGCUUCCGAAAGUGUCACCCCAGUGCACACAGCAGACGACGCUAAGGGCAUGAAAGCGCCCCGAGCCCAGGCUGGCCUCCGAAAAGCCAGGGACAAAGCCCAGGUCGGUGGCAAGCGGAAAGAGACACUGGUGUAAAGGAAGCUCUGUGGUAACCAGGGGAGAGACUUUAUUUAUAACUGUGUACAGUUGUUCUUUCUUGUAAUGUGAGUAUGGGAGCGUUGCAGGGUUACUUAAUACCAGUCUUCACAUUUUCUGUUUUUGGUUGGGUUUUGGUGGUUGUUUUUUAUUUUUUUAUUUUUUUUAAUGGCAGCUAAAGAUAUAUAUACAGAUUACUGUUAAACUGCAGUCUUUUUUUUUUUCCUCAGAUCAUCUAGAACAUGUAAGUCUGGUAUUUUUAAUCAAAUGAAAUACUUAUGAAAUGGGUUUUCUCUUCAUUCUGCAUUCAUCAUGACUUUUUAAUACCAAUUGUGAUAUUUAUAAUAUUGGCCAAAGCUUAAAAUUUUGCAAAUACCAGGAUUUUACCAGUGUUUAUUUGAUAAAUUUUACAUGCAGAAUUUGAAAUUUUAAUAUCAGCAUCUAAGAUCUACUUGGAAUAUAUGUUUGUAAUAUUUCAGAAUUUAUGUUGAAACAUAAGUUUCUUGGAAAAACAAAACUUAAUAGGUUUUCCAUUUUACCAACUGGAAUGCUUUUUAUUAGUUUGUUUUUCACUGCACAUUCCUCAUUUUUCAUUGAUUUAACCUGCCAAUUAUUUAAUUUUUUCAUUGUAAAGUAGUUUUUAGUAUUUGCUUUUAUUUUUUUACUUUGAUGCCUUUUCAAAUUGGCAUGUCUUUAAAGUGUUUUUCUUCCUUGAUUAAAAAUGUGUGUGUGUGUGUGUCUGUGUGUGUGUGUGUGUUUGUGUGUGUAUUUUUAAAUCAUAUUAACUUUACCAAGUGAAAUCAAGCCAUACUGUUUUUGAGCCAGUUAAGAAAAUUGCAAUUUUUAAAGUGUAGUAUUUCAGGGUUAGAACAUACAUGAAAUGACUCAGUAUAUUUUGGACUACUGAAAGAAAACCACCUUAAGGAUUUUCAUGGAAAGUUAAUAUUGUCUGAAAAGCAAGAGGGAAGGCAGUUGGCUGGUAAUAAGUAUUAAAAAAAAAAAAAAAAAGAGGGAAAAAGAGUGUAGUUUUGUCUUAAAGUAAAAAAUGUCUGGUUGUGUCAGACAUUUAUGAAAGAUAGUAAAAGCUAAACUUGAGAGUGUGUAGUAAGUUGUAGAAGGCUUGAGGGAAGUGAACUGUAUUUGCCUUGGUUUACAGUACUUGCAAAUAAUGGGUUUGAAAAGAAAAUGUGUUGAAAAUUUGACCGUAUGAGAUCAGUUUUGGCAGAUGUAUUCAUAAGAGACUGGUGAAUCUUUUACUAUGAAAUGUUUCUGUUCAAAUGAGAUCGUAGUCUUUAAGGCGGGGGGGCUAAAAGCCCUGUGUCAUGGCAGAUUUGUAAUGGUGAUCAGCUCAAGUAAAUGUUGACUAUUAUGUGAACUAUAUUUGGCCAGUGGAAAUGAAAAUUGAAAAAGACUGUAAAUAGUUAAAUCCAAAUGAUUUCUCUGUAUAAAUGAAUUAUACAAUUAAAAAAAAAAAAGUCACACACAUAAUCACCCUUAAAGGUUUCUUGGCUGGUGGAUGUUUCGGGGACGUUUGCCAGAAUGCGUUGGUAUAGCAAAGGAGGUGAUGGCAAGCCUCACAAAGUUUUUUAA